AUGGCAGGGUGGGAGCUCUACUCUGCAUUGCCGCUCACGGGCUCGCAAGUCCGCAUCCUGACAGUCGAGCCUGGAGAGUAUGGGGAGACACUACAGACCAAACUGCGUCUUGGCUACCUGCUCCACCCAACAGGGGCGCUCUUGCUGGAGGAAACUUGUCCUGUUCAAUACCAAGCGCUGUCGUACCAUUGGGGACCCAAAGGAGAGCGCACAGUCGGCCUGCAACUACUGGCGAGUGUCCAUUGGGGAGUCAGCAUUUCAGGGUUGGCACGGCUCAGGCACGACUGGCAGCCGGUGAAUUUCUGGAUCGACGCGAUCUGUAUUAAUCAAGAAUAUUUCGAGGAAAAGGCUCUCCAAGUACCUCGAAUGUGGUUGUGGCUGGGACACGGAGAUCAGCAGAUUCGAGAUCUUCUUGAUCGAUUGGCACACACCCUAGACAGGGCGACUGAUCAACAAGUCGCUGAAAUGGGUGAAGUAGGCGAAAAAUUGGAGGUCCUAUGCGUUUGGUCCUCUGCAGGUCCUAAAACCGCGGUUCCACAAACUUCAGCGGAGCUCGUUCAACGCAUCCAAACUCUGCUGUGGCUUCCAUGGUUUAGUCGAGUGUGGUGCAAACUGGAAAUCUGGGCAGCUCGCAAGGCAUCACUACGUUACGAAGACAUUUCAUGCGAAUGGCAAAAUUUCGAUGCCGAUUUCUUCGAACGCAUAGAUACGAGCACUACUGCAGACGUCCAAAGUGUUCCGGGAAUGACACGAGCUAUGCAAAGUCUUGCACGAAUCCGAGACCAACAUUUGAGAGCCGACGGCGCAACACUUGCAAGCGUGAGAGACAAAGACAUACGCAACCCGUACCUCAGGGAAGAUUGUGCUGGAUACAGAGGGACUAGAUAG
Molecule: messenger RNA, 888 nt
Organism: Penicillium cosmopolitanum
Lineage: Eukaryota; Fungi; Ascomycota; Eurotiomycetes; Eurotiales; Aspergillaceae
Exons: 2
Coding region: 1-888 (295 amino acids)
Source: RefSeq, a predicted model, not a curated record